Molecule: messenger RNA, 3049 nt
Organism: Sorex fumeus (smoky shrew)
Lineage: Eukaryota; Metazoa; Chordata; Mammalia; Eulipotyphla; Soricidae
Gene: ZNF598
Product: zinc finger protein 598, E3 ubiquitin ligase
Biological process (GO): protein ubiquitination; rescue of stalled cytosolic ribosome
Molecular function (GO): ubiquitin protein ligase activity; ribosome binding
Source: RefSeq, a predicted model, not a curated record
AUGGCGGCGGUAGCCGCGGCGGCGGCGGGGUCCGAGGGGCGGCGCGCGGCCCUGGAGGCGGCGGCGGCCCCCGAGCGGGGCGGCGGGAGCUGCGUGCUGUGCUGCGGAGACCUGGAGGCCACGGCGCUGGGCCGCUGCGACCACCCGGUGUGCUACCGCUGCUCCACCAAGAUGCGGGUCCUGUGCGAGCAGCGCUACUGCGCCGUGUGCCGCGAGGAGCUGCGCCAGGUGUGGGUGUUCGGGAAGAAGCUCCCUGCCUUCGCCUCCAUCGCGCUCCAGCAGCUGCAGCACGAGAAGGCCUACGACAUCUACUUUGCUGACGCGAAGGUGCUGGCCUUGUACAGGCAGUUGCUCCAGCACGAGUGUCCGCGCUGCCCAGAGCUGCCGCCCUUCAGCCUCUUCGGGGACCUGGAGCAGCACAUGCGGAAGCAGCAUGAGCUCUUCUGCUGCAAGCUGUGCCUCAGGCACCUAAAGAUUUUCACCUUUGAGCGCAAGUGGUACUCACGCAAAGACCUGGCCCGGCACCGGAUGCAGGGGGACCCCGAUGACACCUCGCACCGUGGACACCCCCUCUGCAAGUUCUGUGAUGAGCGCUACCUGGACAAUGACGAGCUGCUGAAGCACCUGCGCCGGGACCAUUACUUUUGCCACUUCUGUGAUGCUGACGGUGCCCAGGACUACUACAGUGACUAUGCGUACCUGCGCGAGCACUUUCGGGAGAAGCACUUCCUGUGUGAGGAGGGCCGCUGCAGCAGUGAGCAGUUCACGCAUGCCUUCCGCACCGAGAUCGACCUCAAGGCCCACAAGACGGCCUGUCACAGUCGCAGCCGCGCCGAAGCACGCCAGAACCGCCACAUUGACCUGCAGUUCAGCUACACGCCGCGGCACCCGCGCAGGGCGGAGGGGGUGGUCGGCGGUGACGACUACGAGGAGGUGGACAGGUACAACCGGCAGAGCCGUGCGGGCCGGGCUGGUGGGCGCGGAGCCCAGCAGAGUCGCCGAGGAAGCUGGAGGUACAAGAGGGAAGAAGAGGACCGGGAAGUGGCCGCUGCCAUCCGGGCCUCGGUGGCUGCCCAGCAGCAGCCGGAGACACGCAGGAGUGAGGACGGCGAGGAGGCCGCACCGCGGGGCCCGGAAGAGUCCCGAGGCCCCCGACGGCCCCCACGGACUCAGGGUGAAGGCCCAGGCCCCAAAGAAGCCUCCCCAAACGGACCCGUGAGCCAGGAGGCCUUCCCAGCCCCCGGGCCAGCCCUCGUGAGUCCCCUCGUGCCAGCCCCUGUGAAGCUCAAGGACGAAGACUUCCCCAGCCUCUGCGCCUCCACUUCCUCAGGCCUGGCCCCCACGGCGGUCUCCGCUCCCGUGGGGCUGGCUCUGGUGUACCCCGCGCCCCCCCGGGGCAGGAGUACCUUCCAGGAGGAGGACUUCCCCGCCUUGGUGCCCUCGGCCGCCAAGCCCAGCCCUGCCUCCACCAGCCUCCUCUCUGCCUGGAACAACAGCAAAAAAGGGGUCCAGCCCAGCCCCGGGGGCCUGGCGGCCAGGAAGGCUGGGAAGGGGUGCAAGGGCGGGAGGAAGGGAGGGCCGGGCCCUACGGAGGAGGAGGAGCCCCGGAGUGUGCCCCUCGUCGGGGCGGGUCCCAUCCUGCUGGCCCCAGGUUCCACCCCCUCUUUCACCAAGGUGGGCAAGAAGAAGAAGGUGGGCUCGGAAAAGCAGAGUGCCGCCUCGCCCCCCCCAACCCCCCCUGACCAGGCGUCAGGGGCUGAGCACCCCACCUCAGCGCCCCCUGGCAGAGCUGAGGGGUCCGGAGCCAUCAUCGUCAAUGGACACACAGAAGCACCGACCCUGGCCCGAAGCACCCCCAAGGAACCCCCUGGGCUCCCACGGCCCCUGGGGCCCCCACUGGGCCCCACCCCUCAAGAAGACUUCCCAGUACUUGGUAGCCCCUGCCCGCCCCGGAUGCCGCCUCCCCCAGGCUUCAACACUGGGGUGAUCCUGAAGAACACCCCACCCCCACCAGGGCUGGUGCCCCCUGUCAGCAAACCACCACCCGGUUUCUCCGGUCUCCUGCCCAGCUCCCACCCCUCCUGUGCUCCCAGCAGCAGCACAAAAGCGUCUCGGCCACCGCCUGAGGCGCGGGCCUACCUGGUCCCUGAGCACUUCCGGGAAAGGAACCUGCAGCUCAUCCAGUCCAUCAGGGACUUCCUGCAGAGUGACGAGGGACGCUUCAGCCAGUUUAAGAGCCACUCGGGGGAGUUCCGGCAGGGUGUCAUCUCCGCGGCCCAGUAUUACAAGAGCUGCCGGGACCUGCUCGGGGAGAACUUCCAGAAGAUCUUCCAGGAGCUGCUGGUGCUUCUGCCUGACACGACCAAGCAGCAGGAGCUGCUGUCAGCCCACGCAGACUUCUGCGGGCGGGAGCGGCCGCCCGGCACCAAGGCCAAGAGGAAUAAGAAGAGUGCAUGGCAGGCCAGCAGCCGGCAGGUGGACCUGGCCUGCUGUGUGUGUCCCACGUGCCGGCAGGUGCUCGCGCUUGGGGAUGUGGACAGCCACCGGGCGCUACACGAUGCCAGCGAUGAGGACUUCCCGUCCCUGCAGGCCAUGGCCAGGAUGAUCACGUAGCUCCUGCUGCCGUGCGGCCCCAAGCAGCGUGCUGAGUGCCGCCACCGUCGCCCCUGAGUGCCAGGCGGCCACCAGCUCAGGCUGCUCAGCCGGCCAGCCUGCAGGGGUCUGCAGGAGCUGCCUCCCUCGUCCUCCCGGGGCAGUGGUGGGCCGGCCCAGACACGGCGCCCCGUCCACAGUGCCAGAGCCAGAGGCUUCGGCACCAGUGCCCUGAGCAGGACGCUGCGGGCUCACCGGUGCUGGAAUCGAUGCUGAGUGUGUUGUGUAAAUGGGUAGCUGUUUCACGGUUCCAGAAUGUUCAGGAUUAAAAGCAGACACAAAAUUGUGCUACUUGAAGUUGAACCUUUUUGAGGCAAGCUGAAUCUGGGAUCUCAAAUCGCCUCUGAUCUUUUAUAAGACAGUUUAUCUUCAAAUAAAUUUAUUUUGCAAUAAUGCA